This is a messenger RNA of Lates calcarifer (barramundi perch), 1998 nucleotides long. It is a transcript of the gene fnta, whose product is annotated as farnesyltransferase, CAAX box, alpha. Gene Ontology annotation, molecular function: CAAX-protein geranylgeranyltransferase activity; protein farnesyltransferase activity. The record is from RefSeq and is a predicted model, not a curated record. Bases 57 to 1187 code for a protein of 376 amino acids. Gene Ontology annotation, biological process: protein farnesylation; protein geranylgeranylation. The transcript is spliced from 9 exons. NCBI's taxonomy places the organism in Eukaryota, Metazoa, Chordata, Actinopteri, Centropomidae. Gene Ontology annotation, cellular component: CAAX-protein geranylgeranyltransferase complex; cytoplasm; protein farnesyltransferase complex.
UUGCGUUUUCUUCCUGCCUCACGGAACAGAGACGUUAGUAAGCUAGCAGGUUAACGAUGUCAGGUGUCGAAGAAACUUCAAAUGAAUCCGUGGAGGUUAACGAAGACAAAGAGUUUGAUGUAGAGGCCGAGGACCAACUCGGGGAUGAUUACGGUCUUGAUCCGACUCGAUAUUUAUUUUUUAGAGACAGAAAGGAGUGGGCUGACCUAGAGCCAGUUCCUCAGGAUGAUGGACCAAAUCCUGUAGUGAAGAUCGCCUACUCUGAAAAGUUCUCAGAUGUUUAUGACUAUUUCCGUGCGCUCCUGAAGAAUGAUGAAAGAAGUGAGCGGGCCUUUGCCUUGACAGCAGAUGCCAUUGAGCUGAAUGCUGCAAAUUACACAGUGUGGCACUACCGGCGUGUACUGCUGCAGGCUUUAUCAAAGGACCUGAGAGAGGAGAUGAGGUACAUUACUGCUAUCAUCGAGGAGCAACCCAAAAACUAUCAAGUCUGGCAUCACAGACGUAUGGUGGUGGAGUGGUUGAAUGACCCCUCAGAGGAAUUGGAGUUCAUUGCGGACAUUCUCAGCCAAGAUGCAAAGAACUACCACGCUUGGCAGCACAGACAGUGGGUCAUCCAGGAGUACAAACUGUGGGACAAUGAGCUGGAGUUUGUGGAAAGUCUUUUGGAAGAAGAUGUGAGGAAUAACUCUGCAUGGAACCAGAGGCAUUUUGUCAUUUCUCACACUACAGGUUUCUCUGAUCCAGCCAUAGUGGAGAGAGAGAUUCAGUAUUGUCUGAACCAGAUCAGGAAGGCUCCCCACAAUGAAAGCGCAUGGAACUAUUUGAAAGGGAUGCUGCAAGACAAAGGUCUGUCAUCUCAGUCAGGUCUGCUGGAGAGAGUCCUGGAGCUGAAGGAAACGCACUGUUCACCUUAUCUUCUAGCAUUUCUGUUUGAUUGCUAUGAGGAUGCCUUGGAGAGCAGCAGCCAAAAGGAAAAUGUGGACGAAGAGGAACGAAAGGAAAUUUUAAGAAAGGCUCUGGAAAUUUGUGAUCUUCUAGCGCAGGAAAGGGACACCAUCCGUAAGGAGUACUGGCUGUUUUUGGGACGAUCUUUACAGAGCAAAUAUGGAAGCACUGGUCCAGAUGAGCAUGUGGCAGACAACCCUGAACCGUCAGUCCCAGCAUCUGCACAGCAGGAGAUGAGCUAGACCUCCAGGAGACUGUCACCAUUUCCACUCCUACCAUGUUUUGUCAAUACUGUGCACAGAAACAGUUCAUGCAGUUUGAUAUUACUGUAACUUGCCAUUAUGUAUAUUGCUGAAGAAGUUUCUUAAAAUAACCACUAACAUGAGGUCAUCAAGGGAAAGGCAUCAAAACUGACAUUAACAUAUAACAGUAAAGGAAUACUUGGAAGUCUCUCUCUCACUAAAAUCUAAUUACAAUACUGUUGGUUUUACAGAUGGUUUUAACAAAAGGUCAGUUAUGUCUUUUUCCCCACUUUAAACCACCUUACACAUCAGGCAGUGUCAUACAUCUGCAAUUAAAAACCAUUUAGCCAGUUUAUCAGCAGGUUCAGAUUUAUUAAAGUAGCUGUUUUUAAUCUAUUUCGACUUGACAUCAGCCUCCAUGACAUGGGUACUGAUAACGCCCCUGUGCGUGUGUGUCUUAAUAUCUAAUUUGUAGUCUUUGCACAUUGGUCCACAUCUUAAAUUAUCAGAUCUUAUUUUUUUUUACUAUGAAUACAUCAGUGUAUUUUUUCAUAUAGAAUUCAUCAGUUGGUUUGUAGGAGAUUUUCUCAUACAGGCAUAUGUUUGAUUGGUCACACUGACAUUAAAUGGAAUAUUGUGUCCAUGUAAAGCCACUCUUCAUAUAAAUUUGGUUUUAGUCAGAGGGCUCAUGUACUUGUGCUUUAAUGGAGGGAAAAAGCAUCACAUAUAUACGCAACACAAAAAAAACGUAGUAAUAUACAGAGAGUGGUUCGUGUUUUACCAGUGAUAAUAAAGCAGAUGAGAGAUGAAA